Messenger RNA from Paramuricea clavata, 1227 nucleotides. NCBI's taxonomy places the organism in Eukaryota, Metazoa, Cnidaria, Anthozoa, Malacalcyonacea, Plexauridae. The record is from the annotation of a GenBank genome assembly.
AUGUCCGACGAAGAUCACAAAUCUGAAGUAUAUGACACACUUACUAAUAUCCUGAAUGAAAUUGAUGAUCUACCAUUACAUCCGAAAAACAAAAUUCUCUUAUAUAGUCGUUAUGUGCUUUCCAAAAUCUCUUGGCACUUCACUGUUUCUGACAUAGGCAAAACCUGGGUUAACGAUAAACUAGAUAGUAUCGCGUCCACGUAUAUCCGAAAAUGGCUUGAACUUCCUAUUUCUGCAACCCUUAGUAACGUCCUACUUCCCCACAAUAAAUUUGGAUUAAAUAUCAUUCUACCUUCAACCAAAUUCCUUCAAUGCCAAACUGUUUCUCGGAAAGCCCUAAAGUCGUCGCCAAAUCAAGCGAUCAAUAACCUUUGGAAGGAUACUAGCAAUCACAAAAAUGUACAGUAUGACAAAUACAAAAACACCAAAGACGUAUUAAACACCAUCAGAAAACAACAUGAAGACAGGCUUCAACACCACCUCAUUUCACAAGGCUCAUUUUUCUCCAAUAUCAUUAAACAUUCUACACUCUCAUUCAACUCUAUAUGGUCCUCCGUUCAGAGUAAACUUCCCAAGAAUAUAUUUAACUUCACUAUCCGGUAUAUAAAUAACACUCUUCCCACUCGCAAAAACCUUCUGAAAUGGGGAAUAUCACCAACAUCCGAAUGUUCGUUUUGUUUGAAUCCAGAAUCACUUCUUCACGUCGUCGCUGGAUGCAAGACCUACCUAAAUGAAGGACGUUUCACGUGGCGUCAUGAUUCGGUGCUUAACUUCAUAGCAUCCAUACUUAAAUCUGUGAACCAUUGUAACCUUAAUGCUGACCUUCCUGGCUAUAUCAGUCCAUCUGUUAUCACCGGAGAUGAAUUGCGCCCUGAUCUUUUGAUAACACUUGAAAACAAAUGUAUUUAUAUACUUGAACUUACCGUCGGAUUUGAAUCUAAUCUCCUCACUAAUGCAACUCGAAAAAGACAAAAAUAUCAAGAUCUAAUUAACGAACAGCUCAAAAAUUAUGAAAAAGAGAAAUUUGUAAAUUUAUCGAUUAGCUCAUUAGGAGUUUUCAGCCACCCGUCGCUAGAUUUCACCGAAAUGCUGAAAGAUCUAAAGUUUGAUGAACAAUGUAGAAAGUACUAUGUUCGGAAAAUUAUUAAUAUAUGUAUCAGGCCCUCGUAUUAUAUAUUCUGUAAGCGUAACAAAGAAUGGGAUAACCCACAACUAAUGUCAUACUAA